Messenger RNA from Colletotrichum costaricense, 1740 nucleotides. Its product is annotated as isoamyl alcohol oxidase. Gene Ontology annotation, molecular function: oxidoreductase activity; FAD binding. The transcript has 3 exons. Lineage: Eukaryota; Fungi; Ascomycota; Sordariomycetes; Glomerellales; Glomerellaceae. The record is from RefSeq and is a predicted model, not a curated record. The coding region runs from base 1 to 1740 and encodes 579 amino acids.
AUGGCACACUUUAACCACUCGUUCAUUCGUUGUUUCAUCAUUCUUCUCGGACUUCAAGCUUGCUCAGCGGCUGUUGCGCCAUCUGGAUGCUCCAAGCUUCCUACUGACGACGACUGGCCCACGGCUGAGGAGUGGCAAGCAAGGCUACCCGGAAUCAUCAACCAAACUUCAAGCGACGCCAACGGACCCCUUCCUAACUACCGUAUCCGCGCCAAGAGCUACUCGGAGGUUCAAAACGCCGUCAAGUUCGCCGCCUCGAAGAACAUUCGCCUCACUAUCAUCACAACCGGGCAUGACGAACUCGGCCGCAGCGACGCCGGUUCUGGACUAAUCAUUGACUUGUCGCUUCUUAGAGGAGCCAGAGUCUUAAAGUCAUUCACUGCAACCAAGGAGGGUGUUGAGAGCCCUGCGGCUGAUGAGGAAUUGAAGACGAUCGAACCCGAAAGUGGUUCACAGGCGGCAGUCACGUUCAAUCCGGCCAUGGGAAGUCUGGCUAUGAACUACGGUCUAGAAUCCUCUGGCUUAUUCAUUGUGGGCGGCACAGCUCAAGGAGUGGCAAUCGGGGGUGGAUGGGGUCAAAAUGGAGGAUAUGGGCCCCUCACUGCACAGUAUGGCCUUGGUGUAGACCAGUGGCUUGAGGCUAAAGUUGUCACGCCGGACGGCGAACUCCGCGUCGCCAAUGAAGUAUCCAACUCUGAUCUUUUCUGGGCUAUCAGAGGUGGCGGAGGCGGUACGUUUGGCGUUGUCGUCGAAGCAACAUGGAAAGUGUAUCCUACUAUCCCCAUCCUCGGCUUCCAUUGGUACAUUAACUCCACCCUCGUGAUUAACGACACCGAUGCAGAGAGCGGCAAAACUCCUACCAGCGAAGCCCUGGCAUACCUGUUUUCUGUGCUGCCGGAACUCCAGGAGAAGGGCAUCUCCGCGUACUUGUUCGUCCUCAACGACAACAUCAGGUGUCACGCCAUCCACCCGGGACCAUUGGCGAACGCGCAAGAUGCGAACGAAGUCUGGGGUCCAAUUCUCGAAAAGAUGCAGACAUAUGAAGGCAUGACUCCUUUUCAGAGCAAACAUUUCCAUUUCGAUAGCUACAAGGAGUUCUUCCAGGAAACAUACGGACAGCUCGAGGCUUUUAAUUCUACCGACUUACCUCGCAAUCAUGGCGUCGUCCCCUUUGACAGUCGUCUCCUUGGCGACGAGCACCUGAAGAGCCCCAAUCUUACACAUGCGCUUCGAAAGACGGGAGGAAACUUUGGCGUCUUGAUGACAUCGCCCGGCAUGGCGGUUGGAAAUGGAUCGAACACUGCCGUCAACCCCGGCUGGAGAAAGGCUACCGUCUUGCUAAACGGCUUCAAAUCUAAUACCACCAACGUUGAUGAGCUCCGCGAGCUCGCGCCAGACAUGGGCACAUAUAUCUGCGAGGCCAGCGCUGAUGAGCCCGAAUGGUCGACUUCUUUUUGGGGCUCAAAUUACCGCCGUCUCUCUGCCCUCAAAUCUGAGCUGGACCCGAAUAUGGUCUUCUGGACAACCCCUGGCAUCAACGCCGACUACGUGAAAGCCGCUGAUGGUCGAGCCUGCCUGGUCGACCCCAAGCCGGAAACGCCCUCGCAGUAUCCGCCGCAGAAUGAGAGGCGCGUUAUUGCUGACCUCGAAAACGACCGCAACUUCCUCUUCAGUGAGCAGGAGAUUAACGGCAAACAAUUCCCCGCUCCGGGAACUCUUGUGGGCCUGCAGCCCGCAUAA